Molecule: messenger RNA, 1905 nt
Organism: Salvia miltiorrhiza (redroot sage)
Lineage: Eukaryota; Viridiplantae; Streptophyta; Magnoliopsida; Lamiales; Lamiaceae
Product: polygalacturonase At1g48100-like
Exons: 7
Coding region: 117-1643 (508 amino acids)
Biological process (GO): carbohydrate metabolic process
Molecular function (GO): polygalacturonase activity
Source: RefSeq, a predicted model, not a curated record
UUUGUUCAUGGCCUCAAACAGUUGGUCACACACCACCUAUAUAAUAACCAUAAAGCCCACCCCCUCCUCUCUCCCCUUCCACCACCACCACUCCCGCCGCCGCCGCCGCCGGAAAAAUGGGUGGUUUUUGCCUCAAGAAAAUCACAUUCACGAUCGUCGUCGUGCUUCUCGUGUGGUGCUCCGACGUCGACACUUGCAAUGCAAGAAGAGCUGGCAAGCACUGGCGGCGGAGUCAGAACUCCGCCGCCUCGCUGUCCAAGAAGAAAGGCCGGAGCCACAGCUCCGGCCACCGCAAUGCCGGCAAACCGAAACCGAAGACUCCUCCUCCGCCGCCGCCGCCCACAAUUCCGCCGCCCAAGAAAGGUGGUGGGAAUGCAGCCGGUUCAACAGUGUUUAAUGUGCUGAAUUUUGGAGCUAAAGGUGAUGGGAAAUCAGAUGAUACAAAGGCAUUUCAAGCUGCCUGGGCUGCUGCUUGUAAGGUCGAAGCUUCAAUCAUUAAUGUCCCAGAAAAAUACGUCUUUUUGGUGGGGCCCAUCUCGUUUUCCGGUCCAUACUGCCAGCACGACAUCGUUUUUCAGUUAGAUGGCACGAUUGUUGCCCCCACGGGCUCGAGCCACUGGGGCUCAGGGCUUCUCCAAUGGCUCGAGUUCACUAAGCUGGUCGGGCUCACGAUCAAGGGAAGUGGCGUGAUCGACGGGAACGGCGCCGUUUGGUGGCAGAGCGUUGAUGAUCAUGAUCCCUUUGAUGAUCAGGCCAAGCUGAUCUUCCCAACCAACCUCACAUUCGGACAAAAACCUCCAGCUCCGGUGAGUAGCUCACUUGGUGGGAAGAUGCCAAGCAUCAAACCAACUGCGCUUAGAUUCUAUGGGAGUUUCAACGUGACGGUGAGUGGCAUAACGAUCCAAAACAGCCCUCAGUGCCACCUGAAGUUCGACAACUGCAUUGGAGUCGCGGUGUACAACUUCAGCGUCUCCUCGCCUGCAGACAGCCCCAACACCGAUGGCAUUCAUCUGCAGAACUCCAAAGACGUGCUGAUCCGCAGCUCAACCCUCGCUUGUGGGGAUGACUGCGUGUCCAUACAAACCGGAUGCACGAACGUAUACAUACACAACGUGAACUGUGGGCCGGGGCACGGGAUCAGCAUCGGGGGGCUGGGGAAGGACAACACCAAGGCCUGCGUGUCGAACAUCACUGUCAGAGACGUCGUGAUGCACAACACGAUGAAUGGAGUCCGGAUCAAGACGUGGCAGGGCGGGUCGGGGUCCGUGCAGGGCGUGCAGUUCUCGAACAUCCAAGUCUCCGAGGUGCAGCUGCCCAUAGUCAUCGACCAGUUCUACUGCGACAAGAGCUCGUGCAGGAACCAGUCCUCCGCGGUGGCCCUGUCCGGGAUCAACUACGAGAACAUACGUGGGACCUACACAAUUAAACCCGUGCACUUUGCCUGCAGCGACCACAUGCCCUGCACGGACGUUACCCUAACCAACAUUCAGCUGAGGCCACAGCCGGAGCGCUACCACAUGUAUAGCCCCUUCUGCUGGCAGGCCUUCGGGCAGCUCUACUCCCCGAUGGUCCCUCCGGUCGAGUGCCUCCAGGUCGGGAAGCCGUCGAGCAACAAGAUUCAAGGGGAUCAUGAUUCUUGCUAGGUAUAUUGGUCCAUGACAUUUUGAGAUGUUUCUUUCUUGCUAUGUAUAGUGAUGGAGUUUACUAUAUAUAUUUGGUGGUGUAUUCUUUUGUGUGGUCGGCGUGCUCGGGCUGGCCCCUUUUAGCACCAUUAGUUAGUCAUCAAGAAUAUUUUUAGCAAAUAUUAGAUGAUAUAUAAUUAUCAAUAAUUUGUUUACUAAGAUAGUGAGGUUACAUGAGGUUUCUCCAUAGUGUGAAAAGUGUAUGAAAGUUUGUUUGAGAAAA